This is a messenger RNA of Coregonus sp. 'balchen', 12868 nucleotides long. Lineage: Eukaryota; Metazoa; Chordata; Actinopteri; Salmoniformes; Salmonidae. The record is from the annotation of a GenBank genome assembly.
AUGAGCGAUGAAGAAACUUUGGAAAGUUCGUCGUCAGACAAUGAGAGUGGCCAGGAUGACUUCGAGGACCCUGAUUUUGUUGCUGAAAACGUGAGGUAAGAAGACAAACAUUUUUCUAAAAUGAAUUUGUUUUAUUGCUUUCGUUUAUCUUACUAUAGUAUUCUAUUCUACUUCACUGUAGUGCAAAUGCCAAUGAACAUCUUGAACUUUGAAUAAUCUUGAAUCCGUUUACCUGUUUUGUAUAGUGACGACGACGACGACGAGCAGCCUGGGCCAUCAACAGCCCCCACCCCCACAACAAGCCGACGGAGGCCAUCACAGAGGGGGCGUGGAAGGAAGGAUCAGGCCAAGACCAGGUCAAGAUCUCCAGCCCAGUCAGCAGCACAGCCAGAACAGAGCUCUGAGCCAUGGAAAACAGAGACUGAUCCUGACACUGCCCCACAAGCCAGUAGGUUCAUGCCCCGCAGACCACCAGGAGCCCAGGUGGAUUUGCAUUCAGGGCACACACCAAAGGACCUCUUCCUGCUCUACUUCGCCGCAGAUACAAUGAGGACAAUCUGCAGAAACACCAACAAACAGGCAGCAAGAAAUCAGCAGAAGGGGAGCAAAUAUCAGUGGACUGACGUUGAUGUGGAGGAACUGCACAGAUUUCUGGGUCUCCUCAUCUACACCUCAUUGGUGACUCUGCCUAGUAUCCAGGACUACUGGAAACAAAGCCACAUAUUGUCUGUUUCAUUGCCAGCGAAGGUCAUGCCAAGAGACAUAUUCCGGUCCAUCUCAUGGAACAUCCACCUAAGUGAUCCAGAGGAGGAUGUCAUAAAUGACCAGCGCAAAGGUACACCCCAGCAUGACAAACUGUUCAGGGUCAAACCUCUGAUGGACGACAUUCGCACUGCCUGCCAGGCUCAUUACCAUCCUAAGAAGGAACUGUCAGUCGACGAGAGGAUGGUGGCUACAAAAGCCAAAACUGGCAUGACCCAGUACAUGAAGGACAAGCCUAACAAAUGGGGGAUCAAGCUCUUUGUGUUGGCAGAGUCUAACAAUGGCUACACUCUAAACUUCAACGUGUAUGUUGGGAAAGCACACACACCCAGCGUGCAUGGACUUUCAUAUGAUGCUGUUAUGGACCUCAUUCAGCCAUCACAUCUUGGUACAGGAUACCAUAUUUAUAUGGACAAUUUCUACACCAGCCCAAAACUGUUCCUGAGUUUGGGAAGUAUGAAGUUUGGAGCCUGUGGGACCUACAGAAGCAACAGAAAAGGGUGUCCUAGUGGCAGAGAAAAUGCCCUCACCAGCAAAUCGAAGAGGGGGUCUGUGAGAUGGAUCAGAGAGGAUCGCCUGGUCUUUGUGAAGUGGAUGGAUACGCGGGAGGUGUCGGUGUGCUCCACAAUCCACCCAGCGUUUUCGGGCGAGACAAUCAAGAGGAAGGUGAAGGAAGGACCUGGACGCUGGGUAGCAAAAGACAUUCCCUGCCCUACCCCCAUCAUGGCCUACAAUAAGUACAUGGGAGGGGUUGACCUGUCAGACCAGCUUCUCCAGUAUUACUCAACCCAUCGCAGAACUGCUCGCUGGUACCGUACCCUCUUCCUGCAUUUUUUGGACAUGGGAACAACAAAUGCAUACAUCCUGCACUGUGACAUCAGUGCGACCCAACAGGUCACACCCAUGACGCACAAGAACUUUGUGGCAGAACUUGUGGCCCAGCUGUGCGGAGUGACCCAGACAGGGGUUCCACUUCAAAAAAGCACCAGCCAUGUUCCUGUGGCCAUUGCCAAUGUUGCAGAGGCCAAAGACAAAGCCACAGCAGGCCGCAGGGUUUGUCAACGCUGUAAACAAGUUGACAAGAAGAGGUUUGUCACACCAUGGAAGUGCAAGGCCUGUGAUGUGGCUCUCUGUGUCAUUGUGGACAGGAACUGUUUUGAAGAGUGGCACAAAUAGGGUAAAGGCCAGUGGCUAUACCUACUUUUUUUGUAAAUAGUUGUGUAUUGCUUGUAUAUAUCUCAAGAAUACUUUUAUAUGUUCAUAUUUGCACUUUGUGGUUCAAUUUGAAGCUUUUUUUUUCAUUUUGGACAGAAACUGUUUUGAGGAGUGGCACAAAAAGGUUUAGGGUUAGAAUAGAAGAAAAACGCCAGUGGUUAUACCUACUUUUUAUUGUAAAUAGUUAUUUAUUGCUUGUAUAUAUCACCAAAAUACUUUUAUAUGUUCAUAUUUGCACCUUGUGGUUCAAUUUGAAGCUUUUUAAAUGCUUGGUUCACCAUGUUUGAGGGUUUUACAAUAAAAAAACCAUCUUUUUUCUAAACGGACUUUGUGUUUUCUGUGUGUGUUUGGGUCCAGUGUGUUGAAAUAGUAUGUCAAAGUGAAAAACUUACUAACAGAUCAUAUAGGUGAGGUUGUGCUGAAAAAAAAGAUACCCAACAUUGGUCUGGUAAACAUUUCUUUAUGUAGUAUAUCAGGGCAAAAUUGAAGGUACCCAAAAACGGCCAAGAAAGCUCCAGACUCCGAAGAGUUAAGUGCCUUGUACAGGUUUCCUUCUUUUCACUUUGUCAAUUAGGUUAGUAUUGUGGAGUAAACUACAAUGUUGAUGAUCCAUCCUCAGUUUUCUCCUAUCACAGCCAUUAAGCUCUGUAACUGUUUUAAAGUCACCAUUGGCCUCGUGGUGAAAUCCCUGAGAGGUUUUCUUGCUCUCCGGCAACUGAGUUAGGAAGGACGCCUGUAAUCGUUGUAGUGACUGGGUGUAUUGAAACACCAUCCAAAGUGUAAUUAAUAACUUCACCAUGCUCAAAGGGAUAACCAAUGUAUUUUUGGUAUUUUUUUUACCCAUCUACCAAUAGGUGCCCUUCUUUGCAAGGCAUUGGAAAACCUCCAUUGUCUUUGUGGUUGAAUCUGUGUUUGAAAUUCACUGCUCGACUGAGGGACCUUACCAAUAAUUGUAUGUGUGGGGUACAGAGAUGAGAUUGUCAUUCAAAAAUCAUGUUAAACACUAUUAUUCCAUGCAACUUAUUAUGUGACUUUUUAAGCACAUUUUUACUCCUGAACUUAUUUAGGCUUGCCAUGACAAAGGGGUUGAAUAAUUAUUGACUCAAGACAUUUCAGCUUUUCAUUUUUUAUUAAUUUGUAAAAAUGUUGAAAAACACAAUUCCACUUUGACAUUAUGGGGUAUUGUGUGUAGGCCAGUGGCCAAAAAUUAAAAUUUUCAAUUCAAUCUGUAACACAACAAAAUCUGUCUCGAACCCCCCACCCCCACCCCUGAAAUGGUCUAACAAGCCUGGUGUACGUCACCCUUGGUGGCGAAGGAGUUUCUCACCCUGUCUCUCACCGUGUUGUGAAACCAGCACAAUGACUGAGUGAUGGGGUUAUACUAUAUAAUCUCUCUCUCGGGUGUGUGCAUGUGUGUUGAGCCAAUGAAAGCACAGCUUACAAAGUAGAUGUCUGUGAUUGUUAAGUCAUCCUCGUCAUCCUGGGAGAAUUGGCUGGUGCAUCCGGACCUGACACCAUGCUUCCCCGCCGGGGGUCAGGGUCCGGAUGCAUCAGGAUGACGAGGAUGACUUAACAAUCACAGACAUCUACUUUGUAAGCUGUGCUUUCAUUGGCUCAACAUGGUAGAAUUACUGUACACACCUCUCUCUUCUCUCUCUCUCUUUUUUAUUUUCUUUCUUUCUCUCGUGCUCUCUCUCUCUCUCUCUUUCUCUCUCUCUCUUCCUCUCUCUCUGGGUCAGACUGAACCAAACACCCCAGUGUCAUGUGUCCUGGACAGCCAUGUGAUCUUAGCCCACUGGUGCAUGUGUAAUAAUGGGAGAGAGUGUGUGUCCUGGACAGCCAUGUGAUCUUAGCCCAUUGGUGCAUGUGUAAUAAUGGGAGAGAGUGUGUGUCCUGAGCCGCCUGGCCUACUCUAUUAAUAAACUAGGCCAUACAGUGGGGCGUACAGCAUCCUAACUAAGAAUGGCCUCGCUCUGGAGAGAUGGACUGUACUUAAAGUAAAUGUGUUGUUCUUUCGCCCUCAUUAUUUCUCUCUCUCUCUCGCUGUGUCUCUCUCCUGUUUUCGCUUCCUCUCUCUCGUUCGAUUUGUCUUUAUCUUCCCAUACCUUUCUUUCUUAUCCCCCCCUCAGGACACUGUAUCAGUCCAUCGGCCGGGCUUCUAUGCAGACAGGUUCUUCAAAUUCAUGAGCAGCAAUGUGUUCAAGAAGAGCUCCUGUGAGUAGACCUGACUAGACUACCAGUCAGACUGACAGACUCAUGGCUUCCACUGCCUCAGGCACUCUGAGGAAAACAAAGACCUGCUCAAUUAACUUAUUUUAUGCUUGAAUCUUGGUUUUGAACUUGAUGUCUUUAACUUGAUGUCUUUUGAAUUGAUGUACUUUUUCACUGCAAAUCCUCUUAUGUAUUUUGUACUGGGAGGUGAAACAUUAUGAGAAAAUAUGGAAGAUAUUGGAACACUCAAACACACAUGUAGGACUGUGUUCCCAUUGGUGGUAAGAAGACAAGUGUUCCCCUUAGUGAUGUUAUUUAUCUGUGUGUUCCUCAGCCUUGAAGUCUUCUCCCAUUAAGAAGGGUCGUGUGGGCCUGACGGUGCCUAAGUACACUGGCCCCGGGGCCGCCUGGUCAGCCAGCCAGUUGCCCUCAGAGAGAGACGAUAACAUCUAUGACCUGAGAGGAGCACGCAGCUUCCCCACGCUGGAGGACGAGGGUAGGGGGACCUAGACCAUACAAACACCCCCCCGUCACAUUCACACACUCCACCUUCACACAGCGCUAUCAUUUUAUCCUAGCUGUUGAUGCAGGUGUUUUGACAACCUGUUCUGAUUCUCUCUCCCCACUUCUCCCCCCUUGUCUCUUCUCUCUCUCUCGCGCGCGCGCACACACUCUCUCUCUCUCAGGGCGACCAGACCUCCUCCCCUGCACCCCUCCGUCGUUUGAGGAUGCGACCACGGCCUCCAUCGCCACCACGCUCUCCUCCACCACCUCUCUGUCCAUCCCAGAGAGGUCUCCUUCAGACGCUGGAGCAGAGCACCCCCGCUACAGGUACCAGAACAACAGCUCUGAGAGAAGGUACAGCUAUGGUCACAAUGUCUUAUUUAUGGAGUAUGUAUUCAUAGGGUAUGUCCUUAAAAAAAAAAGAGAAUUCACAAAUAAAAAUAAGUCAAGAUGCAUAAUAUAAUGGUUAUACCAUAUUCAGAACUGAAUCACAAACAAUCACUGGUUGUGUUGAACUGUCAGAGCCACAGAACCUAAUUGAUGUACCCUACCCAGGUUUACAACACAUUAACUUCUCUGUCUGUCUGUUUCUCUCCAGGAGGCACACCCAGUCUGUCAGCCAUGACGGGAGGUAAGAACACUACGUUGCCUGCUUGGCCUGUUUGAAUGCACAACUUAUUCCGUUGUAUAAAGGACUUGGUAGUGUGGUCCUCUGUAGCUCAGCUGGUAGAGCACGGCGCUUGUAACGCCAGGGUAGUGGGUUCGAUCCCCGGGACCACCCAUACACAAAAAUGUAUGCACACAUGACUGUAAGUCGCUUUGGAUAAAAGCGUUUGCUAAAUGGCAUAUUAUUAUAUUAUUAUUAUUAUUCUUACAGCGCUAGUCAUUCUGGCUCUGACCAGUGAGUAAGGCCACUAGGCUAGGGUGUGUCAGGUCAGCCUAUUGGUCUGUGUUUUUAUGGGUAUGACCACCCUUCCUGUCGCUGAGUUGUAUUGCGUGUGUGUGUACUUACAUUGCACGUGUGUGUGUGUGUGUGUGUGUGUGUGUGUGUGUGUGUGUGUGUGUGUGUGUGUGUGUGUGUGUGUGUGUGUGUGUGUGUGUGUGUGUGUGUGUGUGUGUGUGUGUGUGUGUGUGUGUGUGUGUGUAUGUGUGUGUGUGUGUAGGACCCAGGAGGAGGUGCGUGUGCGUUUGGAGGAGCAGCAGACCAUCACGGUGGAGGUGGAGGUGAAGAGACAUGACAGCGAGCCCACCAUCACAGCCCCACAGCCCUCUCCAGAGACCAGGUACACAGCCUCAACCUUCAUCUACAUAGACCAAAAUGUAUUACACAAGGCCCUGAGGGCAUGCUCAACUCUACUGAGCACCACACCCAGCAUCCAACACACUCACUGAAACCAGAGCCAUGCAUUUACAGAGUUAUUCACAUUUCAACAGGCACCAUGUUGGUAUACCUAACAUACUUGACAGCACUCACUGUAACUCCGGGAAUCCCAAGUAUAAAGUCAGUGUUUCAGAUCCUACCUAAAAUGUAAAAUGUAAAUGAUGGGGCUGUCAGGUUAAAUACCUGUUACGACUGCUCUGACUCCAAUAGGAACCGUGCUGCUGCUGCUACGGCACUUUUUACUAAAAAUAACCUGGAAAUGUCUCACCUGGGACAGGCUAACCCCUAGGUUAUCUAACCAUCCGCUCUGGGAAGUGGGGCAGUCAUGCUCCCAUUUGGCGUUGAUAUUAAGUCCCCACCUUACAUCUUACUCUAGGUCCCAUUUGGUUAUUGGGGUGGCUGUGGCCUGUUGCUAUGCUGUUAAGUCCCUUGUUAUGGACAGAUCAUCACUGCCUCUGGAUGUUCUCUGGAGCAGACAUCUAAUUAGGUUAAGAGAGUGGAGUAGGGUGAGGCAGACAGACAGGGUAGUAGGGUGAGACAGACAGACAGACAGGGUAGUAGGGUGAGAAAGACAGUGACUGUAAAAGGGUGUGACGGAAAGACAGGAGUGCAUGGGGAAAGUUAUGGAGCGGCCGGGCAGUGGAACUAGGUCAGAUGGGUCUGGGGCUAAGGCCGGGGGGGUUGAGACCAAGUUAGACAUAUGGCCUCUGGGAGCUGGGUGGGGUAGUAGGGGAAGGGUGGAGGGGACGGAGCAGACAGGGGGACUGGGGAAUUAGCCAUCUGGAGACCCUGCUCCUCAAAGCUGCCUCAGACUCACCUGCUUGGGGAGAGAGUGAGAUGUGAGAGGUGAGAGCAAGAGAGAAAAAGAGAGGGAGAGAGGUAGAAAGAGAGUGAGGUCCCUGGCUGCAUGGCAACUACAACACAUUUACAUUUACAUUUUAGUCAUUUAGCAGACGCUCUUUUCCAGAGCGACUUACAGUUAGUGAGUGCAUACAUAAUUUUUUAUACUGGCCCCCCGUGGGAAUUGAACCCACAACCCUGGCGUUGCAAACCAGCCCCCCACCCCCAUUAAAUACUUAUUUCCAGACAAACAGGUCCUUCUCCGAGUCUGAGAUGCUGUCGCUGCUCUUUAGGAACGCCAGACUUCACAUUUCUGUCUCUCUAUCUAAACACACAAGCUGAGAAAGCAAUCUGGGAUUAGCUUAAGUCGUUCCUAGUAGUUCAUGAUCUGGGUCUGGACAAUAGCGGGAUUGUGGUGGCACUGUGCCAUCUGGUAGUGUAAGUCUUAGUUCGUGGCAUCUUAGCAACAGCCUCCGAGCCUCUCUGUUCCCUUUGAUCUAAUCGGUCAGCUCUGCCUGUCUGGGCUGGUUUCAGAAAGAGGGAGAGGGAGGGAGAAGGAGAAAGAGAGAGUGUGUGUUUGAGAGCAGGUGUGUACAGUAAUUCUACCGUGUUUGUGUAUGAGCAGGUGUGUGACUGACCCCUGUAUCUUCUCAGUGAGGUACCAGAGGUAGCUUCUGCUGCUGUUGUUGCCCCACCCUCCACCUCUGCCCCGGCCCCUGAUACCCCUGGGGCCCCUGCUGAAGCCUCUGCAGCUGAGGCCUCUGGCCCGGAGACCCCUGCUUCGGCGCCGGAGGCACCUGCCAGUUCCAAGGUGGUGGUAGAGGCUGAGCGGGACCGCCGGGGCAGCAUGGUGUCAGGGUCCGGCUGCACCAGCCAAGCCUCCCAGGAUGACGAGGAUGACGUAACAAUUACAGACAUCUACUUUGUAAGCUGUGCUUUCAUUGGCUAAACAUACAUGCACACACACCUGGGUCGUAUUCCUUUUGUAACAAACAAUGAAACUAAUGUUUCUCACUGUUUCAGUUUGUUUUCAUCCAUUUAGUGCCUAAUGAAUAGGAUCCUGGGCACACAAGGCACAGUUAUGAUAGAUACUAAAUACCAACUGUUACCAUGUCUAUAGGCAUACAGCUCAGUUACAACAUACGGUAUACUACAGUAUCCUAGCUACUAAAUAGCUCCUAGGAUUAAACCUACGUCAGUCGGUAGGCAUACAGCACAACAUGAUACAGACAACAGCAGAUGCUAGACUAUACACAGCUAGCUCCCAUCAUUUCCAUUGGCCAUCAUUUUUGUUUUGUUAAAUAUUGUUUGUCCAUGUGCGUUGACAGUAGGAAUCCAGAGGGAGCAGAGAGAGAGAGUGAGGUGAGACACCUGCAUGGGACUGUUAUACCAGAAGACACCACAGUGGGUUGGAGUGUUCAGACUGGGUUGGAUUGGAGUGUUCAGAAUGUUCUGGGGUGUUCAGAGUGGGUUGGAGUGUUCAGACUGUGUUGGAUUGGCGGGUUCAGUAUGUUCUGGAGUGUUCCGAAUGUUCUGGAGUGUUCAGACUGGGUUGGAGUGUUCAGACUGGGUUGGAGUGUUCAGACUGGGUUGGAUUGGCGGGUUCAGUAUGUUCUGGAGUGUUCCGAAUGUUCUGGAGUGUUCAGACUGGGUUUGAGUGUUCAGACUGGGUUGGAGUGUUCAGACUGGGUUGGAGUGUUAAGAAUGUUCUGGGGUGUUCAGACUGGGUUGGAGUGUUCAGACUGGGUUGGAGUGUUCAGACUGGGUUGGAGUGUUCAGACUGGGUUGGAGUGCUCAGACUGGGUUGGAGUGUUCAGACUGGGUUGGAGUGUUAAGAAUGUUCUGGGGUGUUCAGAGUGGGUUGGAAUAUAGUGUUCAGAAUGUUCUGGGGUGUACAGAGUGGGUUGGGGCAGAGUGUUCAGACUGUUCUGGUGUGUUCGGAGUGGGUUGGGGUGGAGUGUUCAGAAUGUUCUGGGGUGUUCAGACUGGGAUUUGAGGUGUUUAAGGGUUAAUAUAGUCCAUCUCCCUAGCUUCACUUCUGCUUUGUCCUAAGCACUUGAUGUCAUCUCAAUGUGGCACUAAACAUAAUUGAAUGUGGGCCCAGACAAAUAGGACAGUACUUCAGGCUAUGACAUCAGCAGAUAAUGAAGUUACGGUUGAGUUGUUCGCUCUUUUAUUCUAACCACAUCUCUCUUAACUGGUUUAGAGUGUGUGCUUUCUGUUUUGCAUGCAUGGCCCUCGUCCUCCUAAACAUUAAUAGAUUACUUCUCUUCAGACAGCCUGACUUUGAUCUGACAGGUGUUAUUGUAGCAGUCUGGGCUCUACGACACUGAGUUCAGCGCCAGAGCCAUGCAUUAAUAUACGAGUCUGUGGUGAGAAGUGAUGGGAAGUCCAGACAGGAAAGUCUCCUCUGGCGUUGCUCUGACUGGUGGACAGUCUUUCCUGCAAUGAAACACCUCACACUGUGUCCCUGGAGGCCCUGAGGGUCAGUAGGUCUGUCUGUCUGUCUGAGCGCUCUUAGUCAUCUGAUGACCAUCUCAACUCACCAGCCCUGCUCUGACUCUACUCUCAUGCUGUAGUUCAGGAGAAACAGAGUGGAGCUCUGUAGGCUGCAGAGAGGCAACACUUUUAACAACCACUAUCACCACUGUCUGUCUCUGUAUCCAUGCACCUGUGGUCAUUUAGCCAGCCGAAGACACGUAUUAGGUCAUAUAACAUUCUAAAUGGAAUUCUAAUAGCAUUCUAAUUUAGUGCUUCUAAAUGGUUUCAUUAUAUGGGUUGUAUGGUAGUGUCAUCUCAUCAUGUGUAAAGCAAUCUCAAAGCAAAUACCAAUAAACAGCAUAAAAAUAUGAUUGUCUUCUGGGAUUUGACUGGUUAAAGUAGAUGACUCUUCAUCAGAACAAUGUGUGGGAUAUUGCACCAGUACUGAGAGACGGAGCGGAGCGGACAUUAUUCUGAGAGCUCUUGGAGAGAGGGCUGAAGUGAUUGUUCUAGUCAGAGCAGACGUUGGGGAGAUGGCAGAGAAGUGCUUCACAAGUGGCUACAGCCUGAAUGAUUCAUUUAUCAUCAGCAUUCACCACCUCCCUUUUGCACUCACUCUCUCUCUGUUUCUGUCUCACCCUCUCGCUCUGGGUCUUUCGCUCUCUCACUCUGUCUCCUCUGUUUCCCUUAUCUUCCUCUCUCCUUCACGCCGUUUCUCUCCCUGUCUUUCACAUUCCCUCGCUCCUCUGAUUUAUCUGUUUAAGCUGUGACUGAGGCUCAGGGUGGUGAGAGGAGUGAGGAAGGGGAAAGGGGGGAUGAGAGGAGGAGGAGGAGGAGGAGGGCACCAGACCUGUAAAUCCAUUCAUCAUCAUGCCUGAUUCACAUUUAAUUUCUUCACCCUUCACCAUCACACAGUCAAAACAGCAAUCUCCUCUUCUAUCACCUCUAUAAUGAACCUUGAAUUUCCAUCCAUGUUCCAGCUACAUCUCAUUUGUCUGUCCCUCCAUCCCUUUCACCCCUCUGUUCUCCCCCAUCUCUCUCUCUCCCUCUCCCCUCUCUCAUCUCUCUCUCUCUCGCUCUUUCUCUGGGGGUGUGCUGUCAGCUUGCAGACGGGAGAACCUGGGUGUUCUCUCCUGUCCCGUCGGAGGAGAAAGCUGCAGUGUAAGUUAGUAGGACUCUCUAUGGCUCCCAGUUUAGAUGCCUACUACGAGAGCUUGGUACUAUAAGGUUCUAUCUGCAUUUUUGUCCAACAUUUUUAUUGACAUAGCCUUGUUCUGUUCAAUGCUCUCUACCUGUAUAUUACUCUGAAUACCCAAAUUCAUGUUGUUAUGUUCAAAAGAAUACAAUAUAAAAAUUGCUGACACCAUUCAAACCAAUGAGGUUUCGGAACUUUAAAGCCAAUUAUCUCAGAAUCAUCUUUUUGCAGAUAGAACCUUAUAGUCCCAAGCUCUCAUGUCUAGUCAAUGCUUCAGUCAAUAGCACCUUUUUAUACGGAUAUCAAUGGUCUAUAGCUGUGAAUGGAGUUGUUGUAGCUUAGUCCCCCAGUCUGCUUACUUUGAGUCUUAGUGCUGUACAUGUAGCGAUUCCUCAGUUUUGUAUUUGUAUUCAUUAUGGAUCCCCAUUAGCUGCUGUCAAGGCAGCAGCUACUCUUCCUGGGUUCCAGCAAAAUUAAGGCAGUUCUAAGUUAUAAUACAUUCAUAACAGAUUUCACAACAUAUUAAGUGUGUGCCCUCAGGCCUCUACUCUACUACCACAUAUCUAUAACACAAAAUCCAUGUGUACAUGUGUGUAUAGUGCGUAUGUUAUCGUAUGUUUGAAUGCAUGUGUCUAUGUUUGUGUUGCUUCACAGUCCCCGCUGUUCCAUAAGGUGUAUUUUUAUCUGUUUUUUAAAUCUAAUUUUACUGCUGGCAUGAGUUACUUGAUGUGGAAUAGAGUUCCAUGUAGUCAUGGCUCUAUGUAGUACUGUGCGCCUCCCAUACUCUGUUCUGGACUUGGGGACUGUGAAGAGACCUCUGGUGGCAUGGCUUUGAAAUAGACGGAUCCGAAUGAAAAGACAUACACAAGAUCUCACACAAAUGACUAACAAGCUGACUUCCCUUGACAAGCAUCUUUUCUCAGAGGAUGCUUGAUGGUGCCUUGAUGCGUAACAGGCCGUGACACAUUACAUGCUUUACGUAUUGUUACAGAUCAUUUUUAUUUCAUCAUGUGUUUCAUCUCAUUUGAACAAAAAGGGUCAUGGCCUUUUUGAUCUGCCUUCAUAUCAUGUCAUUGUUAAAGCUACAGUCUGCAAUCUGGAAAUCUGUUCAAUAGUCAUUUUAAUUCUUGAUAUAAUUCUGUUGUUUUUCUUUUAGCAGACUGUAGCUUUAACGUUAUUCAUCCAUCUCAUCCUCUGCUUGGGGUUUGUUCCUCUACAUGUUGAAUCAAAUCAAACGGCUGGAGAAGACUCUCCCUGUAGAGAGAGAGGGGGAGCGAUGGGGCAAGAAAGGAGGAGAAGGAAGGGAUGAGGUGGCUGAGUUAUAGGAGGAGGCUCUUGGUUUCUCAUUUGAGGCCAUCUGUCUCUCUCCUCUGCUCCCACUCCCUGUCUUCCCACCUCUCUCUCUCUUUAAUUCCUUCUCAGUCUCUCCCUCUAUCUCCACCUGAGUGGCCUCAGAGACAGAGCAGCACUGAGGCGCUGUCAGGGCUAAACACUUAAUGCACAUAAUAGUAAAUGCAAUGCACAGAGCACUUUUCUUUAUUGAGAAUGAAAGGGGGGAAGAUGCUUUGAGAGUAGAUGUCAUUUUGGUUGUUGGCAGUGCUGGCAACCUCGCUUUCCACCCACCACCCCUGUCGCCAACCACCCACUCCCACCCUGUUUUCUGGCUGAUGCAUACUGUAGAUUCAUCCUUUUUCCUAGUCCACUUCACCUUAGCUUUUUAGAUUGAUGAGGUGUUAAUCAAAUAGAAAUAGCGUAGUCAUAGAAAGCAAUUCUUAGGCACAUGAUACAUACCAGCCAGCAUUAGAACUGAAGAGUUUUGACUGAUAGCAGGAAAUAGGAAAGACUAACAUUCUUUUGAAGGAAAUGUUAAUAUUUUAUUACACAAACCCUCUAUGCUGUGUUCCAAUAGGAUUUCCCUGCAGUUAGGCUAAUCUAUAUUCCAAGCUCACACUUUCUGUCCUGGCAUUUCCUCCUUUGGCAUUUCUAAUUUUAUUUUAUUUUCCUGGCCUGUCUAUCUCUCUUGCCUGCCUCUGCUUCUCUGUGUGUGUCCAAUGGCCCCCACUCUCUCCCUUUCUCUGACGCCCUCUGCUGUGUCGGUUGUGCACCGACAGCCCCCAGAGGACAGGACCUGGGUGUACUCCCCUCUGCACUAUGGCAGUGAGUCUAAUACCUUGCCGGAUGGGCAGGAGAGCGAGACAGUAAGUAGUGAGAAUUACACCUCCAGUAUCCAGUACAGUGUGUGUGUGUGUGUGGGCCGGCCUGACCGUCGAGCCCAAUGA